AUGUUCUCCCCGGAGAUGCUGAAGGCGGCACAAGGGAUGAUGGCGAACAUGUCCCCCGAGGACAUGCAAAGAAUGACUCAGAUGGCAGCCAACAUGGACCCUUCCGUCAUGGAGGGCAUGAUGAAGAAUAUGGGCGGCAAUGCCCCGGCCAUGGAUUCAGGCCAGAUGCAAGAACAGAUGAAAAAGAUAGGGCAGAUGAGCCCUGACGAGCUCAAGUCGAGUAUGAGUCAAGCACAGCAGCAGAUGGGUGGCCAGAAGCAAUACAUGUACAAUGCAUCCAUGCAGCUGAAAAAUGAAGGCAACGACCACAUCAAGGCUCAGAAGUAUUCCGAUGCUUUGAGAGCGUACAGCAAAGCUCUGGAGAAUCUGAAGCCCUUUGCCGGAGAUGACAUCUCUCAGCUGCGGUUGUCCUUGAUGCUGAACUCUGCCAUGUGCCAUUUAAAGCAGAGUGAUCCUGCGCGGUGCGUGGAGGUAUGCGAAGAAGCACUCCAAAUCAACAGCCAUAGCGUCAAGGCGCUUUUCCGGCGCGGCCUGGCCCGAGUGGACCUUGGCCAACUGGCUGAGGGCGUGGCCGACAUCAAGUUCGCAGCGAAGCUGUCUCCAGAUGACAAGACGAUUGCCUCAGAAUUGCAGCGGGUGGAGAAGGACUGCAUGGGCAAAGGCGUGUCUUCGGAGGCCAUCGAGACGGCCCAGCAGAAGGCCGAAGAGGCGGCCAAGAAAGGCUCCGGCUCCGUCGCGGCGAGCGCGUCGUCGGCGCCUUCGAGCGGCUUUCCGGGUGCAGGUGGCCAGAACGUCGAGCAGGCCAUGGAGCAGAUCUCCAAGAACCCGGAGAUGGUCUCCCAGGCCACGGAGAUGAUGAAGAAUAUGUCCCCGGAGGACAUCGAGCGAAUGAUGGCCUCCGCACCCUUGCCUCCGGGUGUCGACAAGGAGACAGCACGAAAGCGAAUGGAGGCUGUCUCAAAGAAUCCAGAGAUGCUGAAAACGGCCAUGGACACGCUCUCGUCCAUGCCGGAAGAGGAGCGGAAGCGCAUGCUGCAGUCCGCGGCUGGCGGAGGGAGUUCCCAGGCACCGGACUUCAGCAAGAUGGGAGACCUCAUGAAGGAUCCGGCGGCCAUGAAGUCUGCAAUGGCUGCUGCCGGUGCCAUGGGCCAGGGCUCCGGGCCUGAGGCAGAUCUCAUGAAGAAGAUGACGGAGAAUCCGGAGAUGAUGGAUGCCAUGACCAACAUGAUGAAAAACAUUCCUCCGGAGCAGAUGCAGAAGAUGAUGGACAUGAGCAUGAAGAUGAAGUCGGGAGGCGACGGCACGCCGGAUCCGUCACAGAUGCUGAACGAUCCGGAGAUGAUGAAGGCGGCAGAGGAAAUGAUGAAGAACAUGUCGCCGGAGGCGCUUCAGAGCAUGGCCAAGUCUGCAGGAAUGGAGGUGUGGUACUGCGAUGGCUCUGGAGCUGCAGUGGACGGCCUGAAGUUUGAGGGGUACAAGUUCACUUUCAUCGACGUGGACGAGCAAGAUCCAGCCGAGGCCCAGCACGCGCGUUCUCGCAGCUGCCCUCCGACUUCUGGCCGGCAUUCCGCAAUGGACAUGGGCAUGGACGCGCACGAAGAGGAGAAGGCCAUGCGAGGCUACGUGGACAUGCUGAAGCAGAAGCAAGGGGAUGCCGGUUUCGCAAGAGCACUGCACCAGAAGGCAGACAGCCCUUUCGGCAGUGUCCUCGAUGCGAGCCCAGCAUCCACCGCGGCCCCCGAGAGUGAAGGUGAGUGGAGCCCAGGGCAGUCAAGCAACACAGACGACAGCCCUGCCACCUUCAUGGAAGGAACCCCCAGCAGCAGUUCGCUCGAUCGGCGUGUUGCUGAGCUGCUGCCGAGCCACGGCAGCUUGGGUCACCCGGAGGUCUGCCGCAGGCCUUGCAUCUACUUCUUGGCUGGGCACUGCGAGAACGGAAACGCCUGCGCCUACUGCCACCUCCCCCACAUGGAGAAGACUCCAAAGCUUGACAAGAGGCAGCGAACCAUCAUCCAGGGACUGAGCCGCCGAGAACUCUUGGCGCUGGUCCUGGAGUUUUGCCGCACAAAAGCUGAGCAGGUGGGCUUCGUCGAGGAAGCCUCCGAGGUGCUGGGCAUGCUGGAGGCAGAGUCGGCCAGCACGCGGGCCCUGCCGGCAUCCAUCUCGGACCGGGACAUCCGAAACCUGCACAAGACCCUGGCGCGCAUGAACUUCUCCAACCUGAUUGGAUUGGUGACGCACCAGUCCCCGAGCCGACCUGGAAACGCUUCAGAGAGCUCAGAGCAGCUGAUGGGAGCCCUGGAAAGGCUCGGAUCCUUGUGCCGCCCAGCCGCGGCCCUGCACGAGCUACGUGCUGGUGCAAUGCCGAAGGUGGAGUGCCGGCUUCUGCAGUCGCAAGAGCGUGGGGAUGAAAAGGCCGUGCUAAUUGUGCAUGACGACGUCUCUGUCAAGGUUCGCAGGGAGCGGAGGCACCAACGUGCUGGUUGGCAAGCCCUCCUUGGCGUGUCCAUGCGGUCCGAAGCAAAGUUGGACCCUGGACGGGGUACCCUGGCCGCCGCACUUCCCAAGCGCUACGAAAAGACCCUGCCGGAGAAGAUCCAGGCAGCGUUGGCAAAGCGCGAAGCGGUCCGCGCUAUGAUCGGGGCACAGGCAGCAUUCUGGGCCAAGCUCGACAAGCAGUACGCGGAAAGUUUUGAGGAGAUAGAGGGUGUAAACAAAGAAGAGCAAAGCAGCAACAGGUGGAGGGGUGAUUGCGUGCCUGGACAGGCCCUGGCCUGUGACCUGGGCCAAACAGCUGCAACGCCAGAAGAUGGAGCUGGCCCGAUCCCAAAUCCGAAGGGAGACAGCAACUUGCUAAGCAACUUCGUUCUGCUAAAAGCGCGGAUGGCACAGGGCUAUUUCAUGUUUGCACUGCUUGCAGAGCAUUGCUCAUUUUGCUCCACGGGCCUGCGUGUCGAGAUCAAUCGCUCUGCUGCGAUGGCUCUGGAGCUGCAGUGGUACAAGUUCACUUUCAUCGACGUGGACGAGCAAGAUCCAGCCGAGGCCCAGCACGCGCGUUCUCGCAGCUGCCCUCCGACUUCUGGCCGGCAUUCCGCAAUGGACAUGGGCAUGGACGCGCACGAAGAGGAGAAGGCCAUGCGAGGCUACGUGGACAUGCUGAAGCAGAAGCAAGGGGAUGCCGGUUUCGCAAGAGCACUGCACCAGAAGGCUUGCUGGCAAGCGCCAUGGCAAGAAUGUCUGCCUUCGGCACAGUGCUCGAGGCAGACAGCCCUUUCGGCAGUGUCCUCGAUGCGAGCCCAGCAUCCACCGCGGCCCCCGAGAGUGAAGGCCACGCGCAGCGAUGUCACUGUAGGGCGCUUUGCAGCAAGUUGCCUGAAUCUGAACCUUCGCUGGCCGCGCUUGGAAGGUGAGUGGAGCCCAGGGCAGUCAAGCAACACAGACGACAGCCCUGCCACCUUCAUGGAAGGCAAGGUCUCUUUGUGA
This is a messenger RNA of Symbiodinium sp. CCMP2592, 3483 nucleotides long. NCBI's taxonomy places the organism in Eukaryota, Dinophyceae, Suessiales, Symbiodiniaceae. The record is from the annotation of a GenBank genome assembly.